AUGACCAUUGGAUCGAAACAUGGGGAGAAAACCCCAGAACCACUGAGAAUCACUGGAGCCGAUGAUCCCAUGACCUACACUAUGUACGCUAGGAAUCAUAACCUACCGGAAAGUCAAGGCUGUAAACUUAUUAGAAAUAUAGUCAAGGAGGACAAGCAGAAACUUCUUUGUCCAACCAAUCAAGUCAAGCUGAGAUUGCUACAUACUACUACACCAAAGUAUAUGUACAACUACAAGAUCCAGAAGGACCACAAUGGCAUCCUUCAACUCAACAAACUCCAUGGCAACGCCAACUGGAUGCAUGCCACCAAAGUCAAGAUAGAUCUGCUUGCAAUGUACAAGGUACUUGCGGAUAUGGGGAGAGGAACCCCAACACCAAAAGAUCACCAAAAGAUCACCAAAAGAUCACCAAAAGUUCAGAGUCCAACUUGUCAAUGCCCUUGA
This is a messenger RNA of Cylindrotheca closterium, 444 nucleotides long. The record is from the annotation of a GenBank genome assembly. Lineage: Eukaryota; Bacillariophyta; Bacillariophyceae; Bacillariales; Bacillariaceae.